GCCCCACAGGCCUUUUAACUUUAAACUAGCUUCAAGCCCAAGGUUCAAAAUCUGUCUGCAGGAGCUAGUUACUGAUUAGUCAUUUGAGUGCUUUCUUCCCGAUGAAGUUCAAUCUGUCUGUCCUCUUGUUUCUUGGUUAAUUAGGCAGGAGGAGCUAAAAAAGAAGUCUGGAAGCUCUGAGAGCGUCAUAGUUUCAUGAGCAACCCGCAAAGCACAGAGAUUCUCUCAUCUUCAAGCAGGAGAAAGGGCAAGGCUUUGGUCUUGCCAAGAACCAGUGAGAAGCGCCAAGGCCAUGGCGCUGUCCUCCAAGAAGCAUCACAGAGAAGAGUCUCUUCUGGAGUUAGAGAGAAAGGCCUGGCAGGAUGCUGGACUUGUCCUGUCCACUACUAGCAAUGAAGCCUGUAAACUAUUUGAUGCUGCGCUGACCCAGUACGCAACCUGGACCAAUAAUGAGAGCUUCGGGGGUAUCGAGGGGUGUCUUUCAAAGUUAAAAGCAGCAGAUCCAAAUUUUACAAUGGGACAUGUCAUUGCUAAUGGUUUGGAGCUGAUUGGCACUGGAAAUUCAGUGAGACUCAACAAAGAGCUGGACAGCGCGAUGAGAACGAUGAUGAUGCUUUCAAAAACACAGCCACUGACUGAGCGGGAGAAGCUCCAUGUGUCAGCGCUGGACAUGUUUGCCAGUGGCCAGCUUCCAAAAGCUUGUGAUCUAUGGGAACAGAUUCUGCAGAGCCACCCAACUGACCUGCUAGCCCUCAAAUUUUCCCAGGACACUUACUUCUACCUGGGAUAUCACAUACAGAUGCGAGAUUCUGUUGCCCGGGUUUAUCCUUUCUGGACACCUGAUCUUCCACUAAGCAGCUACGUGAAGGGCUACUACUCUUUUGGACUUCUGGAAACAAACCUUUUUGAUCGUGCUGAGGAGCUUGCCCGUGAGGCUUUGGCUAUAAAUCGGACAGAUGCGUGGUCUGUUCAUACUAUAGCUCAUGUAAAUGAAAUGAAAGCAGAGGUGAAGAAAGGGUUAGAAUUUAUGAAGGAAACGGAAACCAACUGGAAGAACAGUGAUAUGCUUGCUUGCCAUAAUUACUGGCACUGGGCUUUAUACUUCAUUGAAAAGGGUGAAUAUGAGGCUGCUUUGACAAUUUAUGACAAUCAUAUUGCUCCGCGGUGUCUGUCAAGUGGAAGCAUGCUGGAUGUAGUAGAUAACUGUUCGAUGCUGUACAGGCUUCAUCUGGAAGGUGUAAAGCUUGGAGACAGGUGGAACAAUGUUCUCGAGAUUACAAAGCAGCACACCAAGGAUCACAUUCUUCUGUUCAAUGAUGUGCACAUCUUGAUGUGCUCACUUGGAGCCAAAGACCGCAAAACUACUGAUGAGCUUUUAACAACUCUUCAGGAACUUGCCAAAGCACCCUGUGAAGACCAUGAGCUUUCUCUGGCUCCUAGUUUGGGGUUGCCACUGUGCCAGGCUUUUGUAGAGUUUGAAAAUGGAAAUUGCGACAAAGCUGUAGACCUGCUGUACCCAAUCCGUUAUCAACUGAUCCAACUAGGAGGCAGUAAUGCUCAGAGAGAUGUUUUCAGCCAGUUAUUGAUUCAUGCUGCUUUAAACUCUAAAUCACAAGCCAAACAAAACCUUGCAAGGUGCCUCCUGAGAGAACGUGAUCUGAUAAGACCAAAUUCACCAAUGACGGAGCGUCUUAUUAGGAAGGCAGCAGCCGUUCAUUCAGUGGCAUAAGUCUUUCAUCUGUGCUUCAGCUGAAAUAGCAAUAAGCUUACCAAUCAAAGUCUGGGUGCAGGGAGUAGAGGGGCGCUACGCUGUAAACCAUUCUCAGUAGGUAAGAGUACCCCUAUGAGUCAGAGGUGUGACAAUGAUUUACUUAAAAAAAAAAAAAA
Molecule: messenger RNA, 1887 nt
Organism: Egretta garzetta (little egret)
Lineage: Eukaryota; Metazoa; Chordata; Aves; Pelecaniformes; Ardeidae
Gene: TTC38
Product: tetratricopeptide repeat domain 38
Exons: 14
Coding region: 293-1729 (478 amino acids)
Molecular function (GO): protein binding
Source: RefSeq, a predicted model, not a curated record